AUGCCGCGCGUGGAAAAUUACCGCGUGCCAAAAAUUCCGCCAUUUUGGAAAAACUCGCCCGAAGCAUGGUUUAUCCAGGUCAAAGCGACAUUGCGCAUCACUAGAAUUACGGUUGAUCAAACAAAAGCAGAUUUCGUGUUAACCGGUAUCGAUCAAAAGAUAGUCGCUCACGUAACCGUGAUGGCCGACCCGCCUCCCAAAAAUUUAUAUCAAUUACUUAAAGAGCGUAUUUUGGCAGUGUACGCAAUCUCGCCAAAAACGCGUUUGCGCAAAUUAUUAAAAAGUCAAGUAUUAGGCGAUCAAAAACCGUCUCAUUUGUUAAACCACAUGAAGAACUUAAAUAAUAGCCAAUGUGGUAAUACAGUGCUUAAGUCGUUGUUCAUCGAACAAUUGCCGGAAACUCAUAAAGCGAUUUUGACCGCGACAAACAAGCCCGACUUACAAAAAUUGGCCGAAAUUACCGAUAGAUUAGUGGAAAUAAAUAGUUCGAGCAUGUCGGUAAUGCCAGUUGUCGCGCCGGUUAAUAAAGCAAAACCGCAAACCGCCGAUUCCGCAACUAGCGUUGAUGAGAAAUUAUCGCAACUCACCAAGCAACUCUCGCUUUUAAAUAAAGAAAUGUCCAAAUUGCGACGGAGAUGUUCCCUUUCUCAAGGUCGUUGUCCCGCGCGUGCGUCAGAGGCAAAGAAGUCAGGCCUUUGUUUUAUUCAUAAGAAAUACGGUGCAAAAGCGACAUCCUAUCGCAAGCCCUGUCGUCAAUUUCUUAUUGACAUAGGCGCGGAAAUAUCGCUUCUUCCUGCGUCACUCUCCGAUAGGAAAAAUCCGUCGGAUCUUAAACUUGCGGCUAAUAAUUCCUUUAUAAAUACUUAUGGCGAACGUCGCCUUACGUUAAAUCUUGGUCUUCGACGACCCAUCGCAUGGAAUUUUUGCAUCGCCGCGGUACCUCAUGCGAUCAUGGGUGCGGAUUGUCUUAAACAUUACCAACUUCUGGUAUAUUUACACAAACGCAGACUUAUUAAUACGAGCAACAAGAUCUUUUCUACAGGCAAAAUCUAUUCCGUUCCGGUUAUUAGAAUCUUUACAGUUAACCGUAACUCUGCUUACACAAGCAUUCUUCUGGAAUUUCCAGAAAUUAUGGGAAUUAGUCAAUUAGUUCCUUCCGGAAUUCGCGAUGUGGAACACCACAUUCUGACUACUGGUCCUCCCGUUGCAGAACGUCCUCGACGUUUGGCGCCAGAUAAACUGGCAGCGGCAAAAGCGGAAUUCAAGCGCCUCGUAGAACUAGGCAUUUGUAGGCCUUCUAAUAGCCCUUGGGUUUCAUCAAUUCAUUUAGUCCGUAAAAAAAGCGGGGAAUGGCGUAUUUGUGGCGAUUAUCACCGGUUAAAUUUUAUAACCGUACCAGAUAAAUAUCCGAUCCCCCACUUCCAUUUCUCUGCAAAUCUAGCAGGUAAAACAGUCUUUUCCGUCCUUGAGCUCUUUAAAGCAUAUCACCAAAUACCGGUGGCUAGAAAAGGCGUGCCUAAAACAGCAGUCAUCACCCCAUUCGGGUUAUUCGAGUUUGUUUUUAUGGCAUUUGGCUUGCGUAAUGCAACCCAGUUUUUUCAGCGUUACAUUAACUGCGCUCUUAAAGACUUAGAUUUCGUUUACAUGUAUAUUGAUGAUAUUCUUAUUGAUGAUAUGCUUCUUUAUCUGAGGAAGGGCAUAAGAAUCAUCUUCGCACGGUGUUUCAAAGGUUAA
Molecule: messenger RNA, 1734 nt
Organism: Solenopsis invicta (red fire ant)
Lineage: Eukaryota; Metazoa; Arthropoda; Insecta; Hymenoptera; Formicidae
Exons: 2
Coding region: 1-1734 (577 amino acids)
Source: RefSeq, a predicted model, not a curated record